UGUCCCUCGGACACAGCGGAUCACUGAUCAACGGAAAGAGCCAAAGAUGGGACAUGUACACUGAUCAUCAGAGCACUGAUGAUCAGUGUGCCCUGAUGAUCUGUGUAGCCCCAGCAGUGCCACCUGUCAGUGUCCAUCAGUGCCAUCUGUCAGUGCUCAUCCAUGCCACAUAUCAGUGCCUACCAGUGCACAUCACUGCCACAUAUCAGUGCCCAUCUGAGCUGCCUUUCAGUGUCACCCAUCAGUGCCAGUCAGUGCCACCUAUCAAUGCCAGUCAGUGCCACCUAUCAGUGCUGCCAAUCAGUGCCACCUAUCAGUGCCAGUCAGUGCCGCCUAUCAGUGCCAGUCAG
Messenger RNA from Staurois parvus, 350 nucleotides. The record is from the annotation of a GenBank genome assembly. NCBI's taxonomy places the organism in Eukaryota, Metazoa, Chordata, Amphibia, Anura, Ranidae.